AUGGAGAAUAUCACCACCGUCACUGAGUUCAUUUUGCUGGGGCUGACUGAUGCCUGUGAGCUGCAGGUGCUCAUUUUUCUGAGCUUCCUCUUGAGCUACCUCCUCACACUGCUGGGAAACUUCCUCAUCAUCUUCAUCACCCUAGUGGACAGGCGCCUUUACACCCCCAUGUACUACUUCCUCCGAAACUUCGCUGUCCUAGAGGUCUGGUUUACCUCUGUCAUCUUCCCCAAGAUGCUAACCAACAUCAUCACAGGACACAAGACCAUCUCCCUAGUAGGUUGUUUACUCCAAGCAUUCCUCUAUUUCUUCCUUGGCACCACGGAGUUCUUUCUACUGGCAGUGAUGUCCUUUGACAGGUAUGUGGCCAUUUGUAACCCUUUGCGUUAUGCCACCAUCAUGAACAAGAGAGUCUGUGUCCAGCUUGUGUUUGGCUCAUGGAUGACAGGGUUAGCUCUCAUCAUGGUUCCCGCGUCCAUAGUGUUCCAGCAGCCAUUCUGUAACUCCAACAUCAUUAACCACUUCUUCUGUGACAACUUUCCACUUCUGGAACUGGUAUGUGCAGAUACGAGCCUCAUAGAGUUCCUGGGUUUUGUUACCGCCAACUUCAGCCUCCUGGGCACUCUGGCUGUGACCGCCACCUGCUACGGCCACAUUGUCUACACCAUCCUGCGCAUUCCCUCAGCCAAGGAGAGGAAGAAAGCCUUCUCAACUUGCUCCUCUCACAUAAUUGUGGUGUCUCUCUUCUAUGGCAGCUGCAUCUUUAUGUAUAUCCGGACUGGCAAGAAUGGACAGGGGGAGAGUCAUAGCAAGGUGGUGUCAUUGCUCAACACGGUAGUGACACCGACACUCAACCCCUUCAUCUACACCCUGAGGAACAAGCAGGUGAAGCAGAUAUUUAGGGAGCACCUGAGCAAGCUCCAGAAGUUGAGCCAGACAUGA
Cricetulus griseus (Chinese hamster) is the source of this 942-nucleotide messenger RNA. The record is from RefSeq and is a predicted model, not a curated record. NCBI's taxonomy places the organism in Eukaryota, Metazoa, Chordata, Mammalia, Rodentia, Cricetidae.